GGUGUUCAGGUUUCGCCAAUGUCUUUUUGGCUGCAGACAGGCGACCCACUGUUCCCAGUGGAAGCCCACCCCGCUCGGGGAGGCUGUCGGUGUUGCCGGGGCCGGUAGACCCGGACGUGCUUUCGCCUUCCCCUCUGCUAGAUCCCUCAGGGCCGCCGCUCCCUGCGCGCUGGGUGCCAGGCUGCCACCCUUGGAAGUCUUGCAGCAGACUUUGCUUGUCACUCCACCCCACCCACUGGAACCCGAACCCGGGCCAGAGUGGGCCCUUGUGUCAGUCCUUUCCCCUUGUCCCUUCCGCUCACUGCACAUUUGCUAUUGGUCAUCAUAAAGCAGAACGGCGCUAGAGCAGUAUUGUGCCACUUCAGAAACCGCGAUGCUCCUGACAGCAUAAUUUCUCGCCAUAGAUGAAGGGGCUGCCUGUAUAGCCAAAGAGGUUUCCUCAUCUGUAAGAUGGCGGUAAACCCUGUACCUGUGAGGAUGGAGCUGAGCGUCUAUAGCACGCAGACUUACUCCACGUGCACUGCUUUCUGCUGUUAGGAGGGAGAAUAGAAAGUUUGACGUCAUUGAAAUGCUGCAGAAAAUAUGGAAGAGAGGCACACAGUUCUUGAGGUACCUGGCAGAGAGCACAGUGCAUGUAUGAGGGAGCUGCGCCCGGCAAACGCAAGCUUGAGAACACGGAAAGCCCUUUUUUCUUGGCAGCUCUAACGAUGUCUGACAAAAACCAGAUAACAGCCAGAGUUUCCCUUAUCGAGCAGCUGAUGUCUCAGAGGAAUUUUGAGGAUCUCGGCCAUCACCUCACUGCGCUGGAAACUCUGCAUGUGACUCCAGAGCACCUUCAGGAGACGGAGGUGGUCAGGGCGGUGUACAGAGUCCUCAAAAACUGCCCCACAGCGGCUUUGAAACAGAAAGCCAAGCAUUUGCUGUCAGAAUGGAAAGCACUGUAUAAGUAUACUCUCUGCAAGCCAGAGGGCAGCCCUAAACGAUUUCCUCUGGGUGGAAGUCAAGAAGAAAAUCAAGGCCUUCCUCCUGACCCAAAUCAGGAGGAGGAGGUACAGGGCGGCUCCAGGUGUAAUCCUCUAUUCACAUCCCAAGAUGUGGCAGGAGCCAUUGAAACGAUCGUGCCGGAAGAUAGCUGUGGCAGAGCAGAGCCUAAGGCAGUGCCUCUCAGCACCCAGGACCCUCAGUCCACUGACCUGGCAGCGAGUGGGCAGCCAGACCCUGCAGUGCCCGUGAGAGCCAGAUGCACAGAGCUGCUGUACAAAGCUCUGACUGCUUCCUCCCCAGGCCAGCCCAGAGCCCACGUGUGGCACGACUUGGCACAAGAAAUCGAAGCGCACAUUUUUGCCCUUCACCCCAAGAACCUCCAAAAAUACAAAACAUGCAUCCGCAGCAAAGUGGCCAAUCUGAAGAACCCCCGCAAUUCUCACUUACAGCAGAACUUGCUCUCUGGGACCACGUCUCCGAAGGAAUUUGCUGAAAUGACCGCCAUGGAGAUGGCCAGCCAGGAACUGAAGCAGUUGAGAGCCUCCUAUACAAAAUCUGCCUUACGGGAACAUUACCUGCCCCAAGUGGUGGAGGGCACGCCGACCAGGAAAAUAAAAUGCAAGCGCUGCGAGAAAUUCAACUGCCAGGUCACCAUCAUCCCCAGAGGGACACUCUUCCUUCCAAGUUGGGUGCGGAAUUCAAGCCCAGAUGAAGAAAUGAUGACCUAUGUCAUCUGCAAUGAGUGUGGGGAGCAGUGGUAUCAUAACAAGUGGGUGUGCUUGUGAUUAUAAAUAAAUGUUCUUUUAAGAGCA
Messenger RNA from Cervus elaphus (red deer), 1796 nucleotides. It is a transcript of the gene TCEANC, whose product is annotated as transcription elongation factor A N-terminal and central domain containing. Gene Ontology annotation, biological process: DNA-templated transcription. NCBI's taxonomy places the organism in Eukaryota, Metazoa, Chordata, Mammalia, Artiodactyla, Cervidae. Bases 633 to 1769 code for a protein of 378 amino acids. The transcript is spliced from 4 exons. The record is from RefSeq and is a predicted model, not a curated record. Gene Ontology annotation, cellular component: nucleus.